AUGAAUCACUUCGACUUGGCCCUGCCCGGCCUCGACCAGGACCUCGCCGGCCUCGACGAGAGCGCCCAGUACGACAUCUUCCAGGACUGGGACGUCUUGAACGAGUUUGCGCUUCUCGGACAGCAGCUCGAGGGCCAGCACGCCCACACCCCCGCCGAGGAGCCGCCGUCGGCCGAUCUUGGGCCCGAUGCUGUUGGCCCUGUUGCCGCUGACGACAAGGAGGCCCUCGAGACGGCCCUGUUUCGGACCGGCGCGUCCAUACCGUACUUUCCGAGCCCGCCCGUCACGACGCCGUCCGACACGGCCGGCGCGCGCCCGGGCUUCCCGCAGAGCGCCGUGCGCCUCCUCCGCCAGUGGAUGGCGGCCAACAGCCACUACCCGUACCCCGCGCGCGAGGACAAGGAGAUGCUCAGCACCAUGACGGGCCUCAGCCAGACGCAAAUCAUCAACUGGUUCGCCAAUGCGCGCCGGCGCGCCAAGAUGGCCGCGCCGCUGCGCCCGCCCGCGUCCACGAUGGAGGCCAUGUCCCCCAUGGACAUUCCGGCGCGCCGCGCCACGCCCGGCAUCCUGGAAGGCCUGAACCCGAUGCAGCGCUGGGAGAACUCGCCGCCGGAUAACGAGCCGGCUGACGUGGCGGCCAUUCUGGGCGCGGUCAAGGCGGCUCGCAUUCCCGCCUCGCCGAGUGAGCGCUCCUGUCUCACGCCUGCAUCGCGGUACUCGGACGACAGCUCCAGCGUCGGCUUCAGUAACGGCUCCUCCUUUGGAAGGUACGACGCGCCGUCGAGCGAGGGUUCCGUUCGGUCGGCCCGUUCCUCUCAGGGCGGCGUCUCCCUGUCGCCCUUUCCAGACAACCACUCGGCGCGGCGCAGGCGCCGUCGCAAGCGCACCGGCCUGCCCACGCACACGGCGUAUCCCAUAACCACGCGCGGCGCGUUCCAGUGCACCUUUUGCGCCGAAGACUUUCAGACAAACUGGGGCGCGCGUGUUGACCACCUUGCGAUGCACUUUAAGAACGGGGCCACAAUGGAGCAUUGGACGGGAGAUUGGGGCUUUGACGAAGCUGUCCUUCGCACGGUAGAGAACUCGAUACCACCAUAUUUGAUCCAUCUCGAGAAGAUAUCACCGCUGCCAUAUGUGGCAAGCAGCGUUUCUCCAUGGACACCAAAUAGCCCUUACGAACUGCUCAAUAUGGAACUGGAAUACUGGAUAGUAAAUUCUACCGACGACACUGGGAGCCCUCCGACUGACACGGAGAUUCAACUUGAAGCAUGCCGCAUCAUUCGCAGUGCUGAUAUCCUAUCUAUGGAUCCUACUACGACAGCCGGCUCGUGGCUGCGUGACCUCGUGAUGUCUUGCGAGGAAAUCACCCGCGACGCCAUGUUCCAGUCUGUCCGCGGCCAGGAGGAAAACCGCAUGUCGGCACUGCGCAUCAACGGAAAGGACAACAUCUUCCAGGACUGUACUUUUGAAAGCGAACUGCGGCAGUUUACUCUCUCUCUGCCCCUGGGCGGCAAAGAGGUCGCUAAUUGGGAGCUCCAGGUGGAAGCGGAUCGCAUCUUGCGGCGAGCCCAGCAAAUAUCCAUUUCAAGCAAAGAGAAUGUCUUGAAUUGGCUACUCCGUCUGACCUACAAUUCCACCGACUGGCUAGUCGACUUUCGCAAGCGGCUCUUCCAAGCCGUGGAACAGGGCGAAGAGGCUGCCGAGGUCAGCCCAGCCGCAGCCGGCGACACGUCCAUGCUCGAUGCCCAGACGACCAGCACCGACUCCCCCAUGGGAACAGACCCCGAUUCGACGCUGCAAGAUCCGACAAAAGAACGCCAAAGAGCGGCCGCGGCGCGACGAAGGGGCUUUUACGAUUUGAACGAUGCAAAUGGAUAUCGCCGGCUGGCGCGCGGUCUUGCGCGCUUCGUGGCGUCGUCCAUGUCGGACUGCAACCCGAACAAGCAUAUCCCGAGCGACGAGGAGAUUCAGCAACAAGCCCGGUGGCUCGAGUACGGCGAAGGCGAUCCGUGGAAUCAGACGGCGGCAGACCUUCCUGACUGGCUCGAGCGAUUCAAGCGUGAUAUUGGGUUGCUGCCCCGAGAUACGGGGCCGGGACUGGGACUGAUCAAGCGCAAAACUUAG
This is a messenger RNA of Cordyceps militaris CM01, 2124 nucleotides long. Its product is annotated as homeobox and C2H2 transcription factor. Gene Ontology annotation, molecular function: DNA-binding transcription factor activity, RNA polymerase II-specific; DNA binding. Gene Ontology annotation, biological process: regulation of DNA-templated transcription. The transcript has 4 exons. NCBI's taxonomy places the organism in Eukaryota, Fungi, Ascomycota, Sordariomycetes, Hypocreales, Cordycipitaceae. The coding region runs from base 1 to 2124 and encodes 707 amino acids. The record is from RefSeq and is a predicted model, not a curated record.